Molecule: messenger RNA, 1860 nt
Organism: Pelagomonas calceolata
Lineage: Eukaryota; Pelagophyceae; Pelagomonadales; Pelagomonadaceae
Source: the annotation of a GenBank genome assembly
ACGAUGGCCAAGCUGUGGUGGCUUUACGCCGCCGCCGUACUGGGCCAACAAACCGACUACGAGGAGAAGCUGGCGCGCGACCCCAACAAGCGCGACCCGGAGACCAAAGUCGACAUCGCGAUCAUCAUGCACGGCCUCUCGUCGCCCACGAAACAUAAGAGGUAUGACGGCUGCACCACCACGAACGCGGACUGGCGGCCGACGGCCCACCAGAUCAUGACCUAUUUAAGGCCGCACAUCGACGCGGACCUGUUCCUGCACACGUGGUCCGGCAACGAGAGUGCAGAAGUCGUAACGGCGUACGAGCCGACGAAUUAUACCGUAGAGGAUAUGAUGGAUUUUGCGGACGAGUACCACCAAAUAUCCCGAUCAUUAGUGUAUGACAUGGACUGCCGAUACGAUAGGAGAGUGAGCACGGGCCAGCGGUGCCCGCAGGUCCUCCAGAACAAGUACGCCCACUUUUAUUCGAUGCGAGAAGCUAUAAGGUUGUCGAACUGGUACGAGUGGGAACAUCGGGACGGGACGCAGUACAUGCUGUUCAUUGUUUGUAGGUUGGAUUUGGUAUUUACUUUUGAUGAUGGAAAAAUGGGCCCGCUGAUGAUCCACCGCGGCAAUCUGAGGCGAGUGCGGCAUAGCAGGAUCGCCGUGUUUGGGGCGACGCAUCCCGACAACUCGACGCGGAACGUCAUGGACGAUUCGUUAUUCAUGGGCGACGCUCUCGUGAGACAGGCGGCGUUGACGAUGGACUACCUGGUCCCGCAAGGUGAAGUACGAGCAAAAGAUGGGUUCGAGUUCACGAAUCGAGCUUGUUUAGAAAGGCAAAUAGCGGGCUUCGAGGACUGGUAUCCUCUUAAGAGGAGGGUCAAAGCCGUCGAGGCGUCUUCAUUGGAGCCGCUCUGCCACGUGUUGCGGCGGGAAUCAGAUAAAGCGUGUCCGCGACUCACGGUGAACCGAAGACCUGAUCCGGCCUACGACGCGUGUAGGGCCGCAACCUUACAACGGCCCGUGGCGCCUUUAAUAAACGUCGAUCUAUCUAUUACCAUAGACGACGACCACCACACCCUCAAAGUCUAUGCGGAGUCGUCGGCACGUGAGGUACGACGCGUCGUGGACACGUUCCUCCACAAGCGCUGGUGGUUCGACGGCAAGCUCCCGCUGCAGCCCCGCUUCACGAACGACUCGAAGCUGCUCGACGACGCCGCGGGGCGAUUGGUAGACGCCCUGUUCGAGCAGCAGGCGUUGCACGGGAACGCGUCCAACCAGCAUUUGCCUCCAUUAGAGUGGCUGCGGGCGCCCUACGACUACCCCUACGAGUCGGCGCCCACCGAGAUCGACGAGGACCUCGCGAACCGGAGCCCCGACGACUUCGAGCGCAUUAGCGAGGAGGAGGCGGAGAGCUACCUCUACCCCGUGGGCGAGGAGCCGGGGCGCAAGCUCGCGGACUGGAUCAUGCACUGGUACGACCCCGACGAAAAACACGUCUACAACGACAUGGGAAAACGGCCCGGCACGCGGUACGAGACGGUGAUGCCGUGGGAGCACCCGUCCCGCACGGGCGUACCCUUCCCGCCGAUAGCUUGGAGCCCGUGCGGCACGUCGCUCGAGCCCGUCGACCCAGAAGACUGCCCCAGAGAUAGCGACCUGGCCACCUGCGACAGGGUUGCAUGCGGCGUGCUCUGCGAGGGAGACGGCGAGUGCGGGACCGAUGGAGGUCUGGACAACUGCGGCGGCUUCGACGUCUAUCGCAAGAUCUGUGGGGGGAAGGAUGAGCCGGCGCGCGCCCCCGCGCGCCCCGACCUCGAGCCGCGCGCGUUCCUUUAUCAAAAGCCACCUGAGGAGGAGGUCGUGUAUAUCGACUAA